AUGUCCACCCCCGACCCAACUGUAUGGGCUGCACCCAAUGAUGUAGAAGGAUUCAGGCAGAUGUAUGAGGCUGACUCUACUGAAUUAUUCAACAACAUCGCCACCCUCGUCCAGCACGUCGGCUUCCAAAGGGACACCCUUCAUACACAACUUACCGCCGCCAAUGAAACUAUUGACAACCUCGAGGGGCAGAUAAACCGGCUCAACCUCGACCUCAAUAUCGCCCGUGCUUCCUCCGCCCCUACCGUCGCUGUCCCCGUUGCCGCUGCUCCCCCACCUGCUCCUGUCCCCACCUUCAGGUCUGAAAAGUUUCCAGACCCUGAAAAAUUCGAUGGCACCCGCACCAAGCUCCCCAGAUUCAUCACCCAACUUCGGAUGAAACUUGAAGUCAACCACGAUCGGUUCCGAAACGAGGCAGCAAAGGUUAUUUAUGCCGUCAGUCACUUGGAAGGAAGGGCCCUUGACCAGGUCAUUCCACUCAUUAAUGCUAACCCUGCUGCCCCCUUUUCGUCCAUCACUGCCUUCGUUGCCCACCUGGAAGCCUCGUUUGGAGACCCAGAUCCCCAGAAUACCGCCCGUCCCCAACUCGUCGCCCUGAAGCAAGGGAAAGGGGACUUCGCCAACUAUUACUCGCAGUUCCUCCAUAUUGUGGCCUACCUAGACUACAAUGAAGGAGCCAAGAUCGGUGCCCUGACCGAAGGACCGUCGGAAGACCUGAAGGACGCCAUAACAUACCAGGCAGAUAGGCCUAACACCAUAGAGGCAUAUGCCACCAUGUUAAUGACAAUUGACAACCAGGUUCAGGGGCAUAAAGCUGAACAACGGGCCAUUCGGAAUACAAUGGGACAAUUCACCGCCCCCGCUGCUGUCGCACACCCAUCUCAUACCGCUGGAGGCCUCGCCCCAAUGGACCUCUCCGCUCUCCAAAGCCACCCCACUCAACGUCCUGCCAUCGAACAACGAUACACUUUUAUCAAUGGACAACGCAAAACCUCUGCCGCCGAAAAACAAUGGCGAAGGUACAACAAUCUCUGUAUGUACUGCGCCAACUCCGGUCAUGUCUUUGCCAACUGCCCCUCUGCCAAUCGCCCGCGCGGUAACCAACCGGUUAUGAGAGGCGCCCUCCUCGCACCCAGCCAUACGGCCGUCGACCCCGCUGCUCCACCGGUCGCUAGUCCCGCCUCCUCUGGGUCGGGUUUUCAGUAG
This is a messenger RNA of Morchella sextelata, 1206 nucleotides long. RefSeq lists its product as uncharacterized. The transcript has a single exon. Bases 1 to 1206 code for a protein of 401 amino acids. Lineage: Eukaryota; Fungi; Ascomycota; Pezizomycetes; Pezizales; Morchellaceae. Gene Ontology annotation, molecular function: zinc ion binding; nucleic acid binding. The record is from RefSeq and is a predicted model, not a curated record.